Messenger RNA from Lutra lutra (Eurasian river otter), 3837 nucleotides. It is a transcript of the gene ATG16L2, whose product is annotated as autophagy related 16 like 2. Gene Ontology annotation, cellular component: autophagosome membrane. The transcript is spliced from 18 exons. NCBI's taxonomy places the organism in Eukaryota, Metazoa, Chordata, Mammalia, Carnivora, Mustelidae. Gene Ontology annotation, biological process: autophagosome assembly; negative stranded viral RNA replication. The record is from RefSeq and is a predicted model, not a curated record. Bases 513 to 2549 code for a protein of 678 amino acids. Gene Ontology annotation, molecular function: protein binding.
CCUCCUCGGCGCUUCAGCUCGCCGUCACGCUGUGCAGGCCUCGUGUCUGCGUCGCCUCUCCUCGCGGAUCCGGAACGCCUCCAGGGCAGGGUCCGCGUGUGAGGGGUCUCUAGGUCCCUAGCUCAGGGCGCGCCCGGGCCGGAGGGUCCGUCCGUGACGUCGGUCACUUCCGGACGCGGUCUCGGCGCCGAGGGGUUAAGGACCCGGACCGGGCGGCCGGCCGAGAGCUCGCGCACAGGCUUGGGGGAAGCCGCCCCGGAGGCCGCGACCUCCGCCCCGGGUCACAGCGGCGGACGUAGGUGAGAACUUCUGGAGCGGCCCUGGGGUGGCUUCCCAGCACAUCUGCACGGCUUUCUUUACACCCCCACCCCCACCCCCGGCGGACGCUCUUAGCGCGAUCUGGGGAGUCCCCGCCGCGGCCGCCCGCCGACGUCACGGAGUCCCCCAAAGGCCCCGCCCCGGUCGCGCCUCCUUCCCCGGGAGCGGCGCGCCGUGCGGGCGGGACAGCGGCUAUGGCGGGGUCCGGGCCCCUCGGCGUGCCGGCCGCCCGCUGGAAACGCCACAUAGUGCGGCAGCUUCGGCAGCGGGACCGCGCGCAGAAGGCCCUCUUCCUGGAGCUGAUGCCGGCCUAUAACCGUCUCCUAGAGAAGGCUGAGUUGCUGACCUGGAUCUCAGAGAAGCUGCAGCCAGAGCCAAAUGAUGUCACUCCCACUAUCCUGCAGGGCCCCUGGGAGGAGGACUCGGGCCCUGACUCAGAUGAAGUCCCAUCACCAACCACUCUGAGGGUGAAGUGGCAAGAGGAGGAGGAGGGGCUCCGGCGGGUCUGUGGUGAGAUGGCCUACCAGGUGGUGGAGAAGAGCGCUGCUCUGGGCGCCCUGGAGUCGACGCUGGAGGAGCGGCAAAGCAGGCUGGCGGCUCUGGAGGCGCACGUGGUGGAGCUGCAGGAGGCGCGGUCGCGGCACGCGCGGCAAGUGGACGCACAGCGGGAGCUGAACGCAGCGCAGCGGGCAGCUUACGAGGCGCUGUGCGCGCACGCCAGGCUCAAGGAGGCGGCCCUGCGCAGGCUGGAGGAGGAGGCGCGGGACCUGCUCGAGCGGCUCGUGCAGCGCAAGGCGCGCGCCGCCGCGGAGCGCAACCUGCGCCUCGAGCGCCACGAGAAGGCCAAGCAGGCGCGGGUGUCCUUGGAGCUGAAAAAGGCUGCCAAGCGGACAGUCAGCAUCAGCGAGAGCCCAAACACUGUAAGCCAGGGGAUGAGAGAGGAGGCUGAGACUCUGGCCCCGACUGCUGAGCCCCUAUCCCUGAAGAGUGAGGCUAGUGACAAGUGGAAGAGACCCUUCAGAUCUGCCUCCGCCACCUCCCUGACACUCUCCCGCUGUGUGGAUGUGGUGAAGGAGCUUCUGGAUUUCAAGAAGAGGAGAGGCCACUCGGUUGGGGGAGCUCCUGAGCAGCGAUACCAGAGCAUCCCUGUGUGUGUGGCUGCCCGGCCUCCUACCCAAGUGCAGGAUGUGCUGGAUGCCCACCUCUCCGAGGUCAAUGCUGUUUGUUUUGGUCCCAGCAGCAGCCUCCUGGCCACCGGAGGGGCUGACCGCCUCAUCCAGCUCUGGAAUGUUGUGGGAGGUCGUCUGGAGGCCGACCAAACCCUUGAAGGAGCUGGUGGCAGCAUCACCAGUGUGGACUUCGACCCUUCGGUGAGGGGACUUAGCCUCAAUGACAUGGGAUGCCUGUUGUGUGGGCUCCCCAACCCGCUCUCCAUGAUCUGGGAAGCUCUAAGGCAGCCCCUGCCCCAGCUCUCUGGCCUGAAGGAUGUUGCUUCUGUCCAGGUCCAGGUUAAGGGCCUUCGCCUUCCCCUUCCAUCUUUCCAGGGCUCACAGGUAUUAGCAGCUACUUACAAUCAGGCCGCCCAGCUCUGGAAGGUGGGGGAGGUACAGUCCAAGGAGACACUGUCUGGACACACAGACAAGGUGACGGCUGCUAAAUUCAAGCUAACGAGGCACCAGGCGGUGACUGGGAGCCGAGACCGGACGGUGAAGGAGUGGGACCUCGGCCGUGCCUACUGCUCCAGGACCAUCAAUGUCCUUUCCUACUGUAAUGAUGUGGUGUGUGGGGACCAUGUCAUCAUUAGUGGCCACUAUGACCAGAAGAUCCGGUUCUGGGACAGCAGGGUCCCCUGCUGCACCCAGGUCAUCCCUGUGCAGGGCCGGGUCACCUCCCUGAACCUCAGCUAUGACCAGCUGCAUCUGCUCAGCUGUUCUCGAGAUGACACACUCAAGGUCAUUGACCUUCGUGUCAGCAAUAUCCGCCAAGUGUUCAGGGCUGAUGGCUUCAGGUGCGGUUCUGACUGGACCAAAGCUGUGUUCAGCCCGGACAAAAGCUAUGCGCUGGCAGGUUCCUGGGAUGGAGCCCUUUACAUCUGGGAUGUAGACACCGGCAAGCUGGAGGGUAGUCUGCGGGGACCCCACUGCACUGCUAUCAACGCUGUGGCCUGGUGUGCCUCGGGGAGCCAUGUGGUGAGCGUGGACCAGGCCAGGAAGGUCGUGCUCUGGCGCUAGUGUCGUGACUCCUCCUGCCAGGGCUGGAGCUCGAGUCUGAAGCCCAAAGCCAGAGGACAGCUUCCCACUGCUCACAGGGCUCCAGAGCAAGUGGGGCUGAGGGUUGGGGGUGGUGACCUUGGGGCAUUUAAUGGGGAAUAAGGCCUGGCAGGACCUGGCCUGUCUGUUUAAUAAACAAAAAAGUUUGUGUGUGUGUGGGGGAAUUACAGUAUUUUUUGUUUGUUUGUUUUAAAUCUCUGAUUUCUUACUUUCUUUGACAUAAGUGAAAAAAAAAUUGCAUUUAAACUGGUGUCUGCUUGCCUCUUUGUAGCAUUCAGGUAGCAGAAGCUUUUGGGCUGGUGGCUCAAGGACACCUGGGCUUGGCCCCCUUCCUCCUGCUGCACAGAGCUGGGGCAGAGCCAGUCUGGCCUCACUGCUGUUCAUGUCUGAGGAGACAGCAUGAAGAAAGGCUCACAGGCAGCAAAGGGCAGUGGCUCUUGGAGCCAUGGGAAUUUCACCCUUGGGCCAAGCUGGUCCAGAGACUAAGCCAACACCUUGGGCCCUCCUACUUUAGGCACCCGGAGCAGGCUGAGGCUGUGGAGGGGGUGGUUGGGAGUUCCAAGGAAGGGAGCACGGGAAGCAGCCCAGAGGGGCUCUGGUGGAAAGGGUCCUAACAAACCAGAGAGUGAUGUCAAGUACUUAGUACCCCAAGCCUGUCUUUAGAUGGGGGCACAUUCUCGCUCCAGAGGUAGAGCCCAGAACGGGUGGGGAACAGUCUGUACAGGUCUGAAUGUUGGGGAGGACAGCUGUGGGCUGGGCCUGGGUUGGGACUUCACUUAUGGGGGCACCAUAAGCCUCUGGAGUAUAAGGCAGACCCAGCAGGGCAGAGCCUGGGCAUCCCUCUGUCAGCCUCGGGCUUGGAGGAGUCAUCAGUAGGACAGCCACUGCCAGUCACAAGACAACAGAAGGGACUUCUGUCCCCAAGUGCUAGGACCUUACUGUGGAGUGCUGCUCAUCUGAGAUUCAAAGGCUUUACUCUUCAAUUCUCAGUGUCCUUCUUUAUGACCUUCCAAAGUCUCCCAGGGGUCAUUGCCCUUUCCAGGGUUUGGAAGCCAUUCCCAGGAUGAGCAGUCGGCCACCGAGAGCCUGAACUCCACAGCCAGGCUGUCUGUGUCAGAGUCACAGCCCAUCGUUCAGUAGCAGGGUGAUUUUAAGCCGGUUCCUUAACACCUUUGUGCCGUAGUUUCCUUCUCUGUGAAAGGGGAAAAUAGUAGUGCUCGCCUCAGAGGGUGCCUGGGUGGCGCAGUCC